AUGUCAUUGACUGAAUCAUCAGCUGUCGAUGUCGCUCGAAGCGCAUCACUAGCCUCUCGCCGCCUCGCAACUCUAUCCAAUUCCGCCCGCAAUGAAGCAUUGACCGCACUACAUGCAGCGCUGGAUAAGAACCGAGCCGCUAUCUUAGCCGCCAAUGCAAAGGAUGUCGAGGCUGCUACUCGUGAUACCAAGAGUGGCAAUUUGAAUCCCAGUAUUCUGAAAAGACUGGAUCUAUCUAAGCCUGGCAAGUAUGAUGAUAUGCUGGAGGGAAUCUUGAAUGUACGGGACCUGGAUGACCCUGUGGGCCAGGUCACACUCCGAACACUCUUGGACGAAGGACUUGAGCUUGAAAGAGUCAGUUGUCCCAUCGGUGUCCUCCUUAUCAUCUUCGAGGCCCGCCCAGAAGUGAUCGCCAACAUCGCCGCUCUGGCUAUCAAGUCAGGCAAUGCAGCCAUUCUGAAAGGUGGAAAGGAAUCUACGGAGUCUUUCGUGGCCAUCGCGAAUGUCGUCUCGGCAGCCAUUGCUACUUCCCAGGUGCCCGAAUCGUCAAUUCAACUAGUCAUAACCCGCGAUGCGGUCUCAUCUCUACUAGAGCAAGACACACUUAUUGACCUCGUUAUUCCCCGAGGAUCUAACGAACUAGUUCGCUUCGUGAAGGACCACACAAAAAUUCCAGUACUCGGACAUGCCGACGGUCUCUGUUCGGCCUACAUUCACUCCGACGCAAAUGUCGAAACGGCCGUCAAAGUGAUUGUGGAUUCGAAAACCAACUACCCAGCCGCAUGUAAUUCCUUGGAGACUUUGCUGGUCCAGGAAGAUGUCUUGGGGUCUGUCUUCCCUGCGAUUGCCAAGGCUCUCCUGGACAAGGGAGUUUCUCUCCGUUGUGACGAGGCGUCGAAAGCUACACUGGCAAAAGCGCUCCCUACGGCGAAAGUCCAACUGGCUACUGAGGAGGACUACAAUACGGAGUUCUUGGAUUUAAUCUUGGCCGUCAAGACCGUCCCCUCAAUCGAAGCUGGUAUCGCUCAUAUUAACGCCCACUCUUCUGGACACACAGAUAUCAUCUUGACUGAGACAAGAGAGCUGGCAACAAUGUUUAUGGGUAGUAUCGAUAGCGCAGGAGUGUACUGGAAUGCGUCAUCCAGAUUUGCCGAUGGAAUGCGAUACGGGUUUGGAACAGAGGUUGGCAUUAGCACUAACAAGAUCCACUCACGUGGUCCUGUUGGUCUAGAGGGACUGACCAUUUAUAAAUAUCUGAUUCGGGGAAAUGGUCACGGCGCGGGUGACUAUCAUGAUGGUCAAGGUGGACGGAAAUUCCUCCAUACCAGCUUGCCCAUAAGUAAAUAG
Messenger RNA from Penicillium taxi, 1347 nucleotides. Its product is annotated as glutamate-5-semialdehyde dehydrogenase. Bases 1 to 1347 code for a protein of 448 amino acids. NCBI's taxonomy places the organism in Eukaryota, Fungi, Ascomycota, Eurotiomycetes, Eurotiales, Aspergillaceae. The record is from RefSeq and is a predicted model, not a curated record. The transcript has 3 exons. Gene Ontology annotation, molecular function: glutamate-5-semialdehyde dehydrogenase (NADP+) activity; NADP binding.